AUGAAGACAGCCGCUGUCAAAGCCGCCGCCGUCACAGCCGCCAAAGUGGCGGCCACUUUUUUUCCAGCUCGAAAUUUUAUCGCGACUAAUUUGGCUGUUGUGGUUGUCCUUGAAUCGUUAUUCGCUCGACAGAUCCGCGACGGCGACGUGAACGUGGCCGUGGUGGCCCUGGACUCCGUGGAGCGGUCCGACGACGGCCUGUACGGCUGCACUGCCCGCAACGACGGCGGCGAGGCGUACGUCAACGGCCACUUGGAAGUCCAAUUCCCGCCGUCGUUCGACGCCAUGCCGAACGUGGACGUGUACUAUUCGUGGAACGACAACCCCAUCAACCUCACGUGCAUCGCAGAGUCCAUCCCGAAUGCCACGAUCCGCUGGUACUUUAGCUCCAACCGAGUCGAGGCGUCGAGAAACAAGCAGUUGACUGUGAUUGGCGAAGGGCCGAAAAGCAUCUUGCAGGUCACACCAAAGGAUACCACUCAUUACACUUCUUACACGUGCCAUGCGCAGAAUUUGUUGGGAGAUGCCGAGUAUGUCAUGAAGCUGACUGAAGCUUAUCCACCGGAAAGCAUUCAACAAGCCAUAAUUAUCGAAGAAGAGUCUACAGCGGAUAUGGUGACGUUCCGGUUUGUUGGGCCCAGGGAAAUCAGCGGCCUGGAGGUGGACGCGUAUUUGGUGCAGUACAGGAGAUACGAUCAGUCCUGGGCGGACGCGAGGCGCCGCAUCUGGACCAAGGGAACACCGUACGUGCUCGAGGACCUGCAGCCACGGGAAACGUAUGCCUUCCGGUUUGCGGCCCGGAACCCAGUGGGCACCGGAGACUGGGCGGCCGACGUGACGAGGCAGAUGCCCGAGGAAGGGCCGCCGUUCCGGCCCGUCAUCGAAGGGGCGCCCAUCAGCGACACCGACUUCACGCAGACCCCGUACCCCGACAGGUACGAGUUGAGAUGGCAGGUGCCGCCAGCAAAUGGACGCCCCAUCGACUCGUUCGAAGUGUCGUUCCACAAGGUUGUGAGAGACAAGUCGACAGGAAUGUGGACCCAGGACGGACCCAAGCACACCAAGAGCAGACCCUACCCGGGGGGCAGUCUGGUGAUGUCCUUGAAUGGCCUGGAUGCGGACACUUUCUACCAGGUGGAGCUGCGAGCGCACAACAUCAUCGGCUUUUCCCACCCGGGACUCACUGUUUUCAAGACCGAAAGGUCACACAAUCAACCCCCACCGGAAACGGAGAAGGUGAAGUCCGCAUCUGACGAUUCGGAGGCAUCUUCCACAACUGUUGAAACUGCCGAGGAAACUUACGGACUAGUGAUCGGCGUCGUCGCGGUUGUUCUGCUCAUCCUCAUCGUUGUCGAUUUCAUCUUGUGCAGGAAGCAGAAAGGGUUGAUGUACAAGGUGUCACGCAUGUGCCAUCGAGAUUCAUACUCGGCCAAGCAUUACACCCUAGAAGAGGGCAAGGGGGACAAGGAUCCGAAACUGGUUCUCAACGAUGCAGAAAAAGUCAGCUCGGAAACUGCGCCGAUGAUAUCCGAACCGGUUGCCUCCAGGUCAUCCAAGGCAAUUCCGCCAUUUUCAUCAACAGCCGCCAAAGUGGCAGCCAAUGUGGCAGCUGUGGAGGCAGCUGUUGAUGAAAAUUACGGAAUUACCUUGGAAUACCUGGAGGCAACCCUAUUGGAAUUAAUGCCAUGUUAA
Molecule: messenger RNA, 1692 nt
Organism: Notodromas monacha
Lineage: Eukaryota; Metazoa; Arthropoda; Ostracoda; Podocopida; Cyprididae
Source: the annotation of a GenBank genome assembly